GAGGAAAUCAACUUCCGGGCGUUUUCAACAUGGCGUCGCCCAUGGAGGAACGCGUGAAAGAUUCACCACAUGAAAAAAAGGCAAAGAAGUCAAAAAAGCAAGUUGAUGAUUCGGAGCUGCUCACCGUUCCUGAUGGCUGGAAGGAGCCCACGUUCAGCAGGGAAGACAAUCCUAAAGGAUUACUGGAAGAAAGCAGUUUUGCCACACUUUUUCCUAAAUACAGAGAAGCCUAUUUGAAAGAAUGCUGGCCUCUUGUGCAGAGAGCGCUUGGAGAAGUAUUUAUUAAUGCCAACCUGGAUCUAAUCGAGGGAAGUAUGACUGUCAACACCACGAAGAAGACCUUUGACCCAUAUGCUAUUUUGAGAGCAAGAGAUUUAAUCAAGUUAUUAGCUCGCAGCGUGCCAUUUGAACAGGCUGUUCGGAUACUGCAAGAUGACAUGGCCUGUGACAUCAUUAAGAUAGGAACAUUGGUGCGCAAUAGAGAACGCUUCGUCAAAAGAAGACAGAGGCUGAUUGGCCCUAAGGGAUCUACUCUGAAGGCCUUGGAGUUGCUAACGAGCUGCUACGUAAUGGUUCAGGGCAACACUGUAUCUGCACUAGGACCUCACAGUGGACUUAAGGAGGUGCGAAAGGUGGUGUUGGACACAAUGAAGAACAUUCAUCCCAUUUAUAAUAUUAAGACGCUGAUGAUCAAGCGCGAGCUGUCCAGCGACCCGGACUUGCGUACCCAGAGCUGGGAGCGCUUCCUGCCCAAGUUCAGGCACAAGAGCCUGGCCAAGCGCAAGCAACCCAAGAAGAAGGUGGUCAAGAAGGAGUACACACCAUUCCCACCGCCACAGCCCGAGAGCAAGGUUGACAAAGAGCUGGCAUCGGGAGAAUUCUUCCUCAGAGAGAGUGAGAAGAGGAGGAAGAAAAUGGCUGAAAUAAAGGAGAAACAGGCAGAGGCAUUGACCAAGAGGCAAGAAGAGCGCAACAAGGCUUUCAUCGCCCCCAAGGAAAAGCCGGUGGUAAAGAAAUCUAAGAAAGACACGACAGAAUCUAAAAUUGACAUUCAGGCCAUCAAGGAUAAAGUGAAAAAAGCAAAGACUAAGAAGCUCGGAGCACCACCAGUGAACCCCCAGCCGGCUGACGACAAGACAAAGAAGAAGAAAAACAAAGGAUGAGUCGCUCUGGAAACAUCUUUUUGCCACAGAUUUUUUUUUUUUUUUUUUGAUGGCUAUGGACAAUAGCAUGGCCAACUAAAUGAAUUAUGUUGUUUGUUACGUUUUUAUUAUUCUCUUAUUCUUGAAAAUAAAACAUGUAAAUAUGCAGUCGUGUCUGUAUCUACCAUUAUUGGGGUUGGUCAAACCGGUUAUGCUAGUGAAUGUUUUGGGGAACUAACUGUGCUGAUAACCAUCCCUUAUUUUGUUUUGCCCAGGUAGACGCGCACAUUACAUUAUUGCAUAUUCCAGCAUACUACUCACCCUCAUCUCUGGCGCAGCUAUGCCAACUAUAUACAAGGAUGUCUCCUCAGAGUCUGUGUGUGCAAGACAAACUACACUCCUUGCAAAAGGUUUUGUCGCCUAUCCCUGUUGUUGGAACAACAGUUAAUAACCUGACUUUCAAAAUCGAUUGGCUUCAGAAGUCACUCAUAUAAAAGCUACAACCCUCCUAAAUGAAAUUUCAUGUACAAAAAAUAAAGUUGUUGCGUCCAAGAAAGAUUAAUCACUCAAUGAAUGCAGAGAGGGCAAAUUUUGGCAAGACGAAAGUUUUGUUGCUGCAGAAAAUGUAAAGAAAAUAAGCAGAUAAUCACUUCAAAAACACAUACCCAGAUAAGGUGUCACUUCAAUUGCUGAAUCACUUUCACCUCUUCACUAAACCAGAAUUGGCCAUAAGUGUGUGUUUGGGGUCAUAGACAUAGUCAAGUUGGAAACCAACACAAUGAAAAAACAAUGAAGGGCAAUGAGUAAUGUUAACAUAUAUUCGCUAUAUUUAUAGAAAUGCAUCUAUAUAUUCAUGAUUUAAUCAAUGAAGACAACGCUCAAACACCAGCAGAACUCCUGCAGCCCCACACAAGAGCUGUAUACCAACCAUAUUUAAUUUUAGGCACCAUGUAU
Messenger RNA from Engraulis encrasicolus (European anchovy), 2096 nucleotides. RefSeq names its product KRR1 small subunit processome component homolog (gene krr1). Gene Ontology annotation, cellular component: small-subunit processome; nucleolus. The record is from RefSeq and is a predicted model, not a curated record. Gene Ontology annotation, molecular function: RNA binding. The coding region runs from base 30 to 1163 and encodes 377 amino acids. Lineage: Eukaryota; Metazoa; Chordata; Actinopteri; Clupeiformes; Engraulidae. The transcript is spliced from 10 exons.